AUGGGAAUACUCUAUGGGCCAACAAGAUGCACCAUGAAUGUCCAUUUAUUGCAACAUUUAGCUUAUUAUGUUUCACGUCGAGGACCUCUAUGGGCAUACAGUUGCUUUGUCAUUGAAAGCAUGAAUGCUUUUAUCAAACCACUAGUUCAUGGAACGCAUCAAGCUAUGGAGCAAAUUGGAUGUGCAAUUGGUCUUUGCUUCAGCCUUUCUAAUUUUACGAAAAAGAUUCUACAGCACAAUGACAUUCCUAGGGACAGCAAAAUGUUGUUGCAAAGUCUUACUGGUUAUUCUAAGAGUUCUAACAAAGUGUCUGCUAAAGCAUAGUUAGUAGCUAAAGUACAUGGGGGUUACUUAAGUGGAAAAGAAAGAAGAAAGUUGAUUGACAACAACAUCCUGACCUUGGUACGGAUCUUUGUAAUGGCAAACAAGUUACCCGCAUAUUAUGAACUUGAACCAUAUUGCAGAUUUGAGAGUGAUGACGGACAAAAGUUUUUUUCUUUGGGCAUGAAAACAUGCAAAACCGGCUCAACUGUAAUUGAAUAUUUUGACAGAAACAAUACGCUUUGUUAUGGCAGAGUCACACACUUUUUAAAGAUACACGAUUUUGGACUUUGUGUUGUCAAUGAACUGGAAGAAAACUCUGAACCAUUACUAUUUUUUAAUGAACGUAACUGCACUGAAACCCUACAGUCUUUAACUGAUGAUAAGCAGAACAAAGAUAUCGUACGUGACAUUUUGAGAAAGUAUCGCAAUAGAUGCCUUUUGAAACAUCACGUGCACCUCAAACCAAGGUCCGGAAGGGCAUUUGUGAUAUCUGUUCAGCAGAUAAGACGUAAAUGUGUCUUUAUUGAUAUUCUUCCCAACAAUGCGUUGAUGACUUUCCCAAUGUAA
This is a messenger RNA of Porites lobata, 891 nucleotides long. The record is from the annotation of a GenBank genome assembly. Lineage: Eukaryota; Metazoa; Cnidaria; Anthozoa; Scleractinia; Poritidae.